This is a messenger RNA of Exophiala bonariae, 615 nucleotides long. RefSeq lists its product as uncharacterized. NCBI's taxonomy places the organism in Eukaryota, Fungi, Ascomycota, Eurotiomycetes, Chaetothyriales, Herpotrichiellaceae. The record is from RefSeq and is a predicted model, not a curated record. The transcript has a single exon. Bases 1 to 615 code for a protein of 204 amino acids. Gene Ontology annotation, molecular function: ferrous iron binding; catalytic activity.
AUGACUGUUAACGUAAAUGUUUUCGGCAAUUCGACGAACUCCAAUGGUUCUAUGCACAACAUCAAAGUGAAGUCGCCAUCUUCUCUUGCACAUGUGGUAUUUCGCACAUCCAACUACGAUGCUAUGGUCGACUAUUGGCAAGCCUUCCUGGGAGCAGAUAUAACUUUCAAAGACUCCAAUCUGGCUUUUCUACGAUAUGAUCACGAACACCACCGGAUCGCUAUUAUCAGAGUGCCCGGGGUAGGGCCCAAAGUUGCGAACGCAGCUGGUCUUGAGCAUGUUGCUUUCAGCUACGACGGACUACGCGACUUAGUAGACUCUUACCAGCAACGCAAAGCAUUGGGAAUGCAUCCCUUCUGGUGCACCAACCACGGGCCAACAACGAGCAUAUACUACAACGACCCAGACGGUAAUCGAAUAGAAACACAGGUCGAUAAUUUUGACACUGUUGAAGCCGCAAAUGCUUUUAUGACGUCGGAAAUGUUUAAACAAAACCCAAUAGGCACAGAUUUUGAUCCAGAAACCCUGGUACAGCAGGUCGAGGCUGGCGAAGAUGAUAAGCUGAUCAAAACAAGGAGGGAGAUCGGAGUGCGGGGCUUGCCAGAAGGAUUUUGA